This is a messenger RNA of Symbiodinium sp. CCMP2592, 804 nucleotides long. The record is from the annotation of a GenBank genome assembly. NCBI's taxonomy places the organism in Eukaryota, Dinophyceae, Suessiales, Symbiodiniaceae.
AUGGCAAGCAUGAUGCUGCCGAGGGUUUAUCCUCGGAAACAGGUGUUCCUUGCUUCAGGUGCAGAACGCACGCCGCCUGUUUUCGUGAGCCGCGGCCGAGUGCUUCAAGUCAAGAGAUUGUCACCCGUGCCUCCGGUCCCAGCGAGGUACAACUACAACGUUCAUGCAGCCAUGCAGCCCACUUUGGUCCCAGUGCAAAGCCACUAUCCAACUCUUUUGGCCGGACCUUCAGCGAGAUUGGUCCGCUAUCCCAACUGUUCGGUGCGGAAGCCGCUCAAGAAUGAAGCCUUGGCCCCCAAGGCCAGCAUCAGCAAGGUGCCAAUGUCCUGGAAGGCUCACGGCACAAACGGACAGGGGCAUGACGAUCAAGUCGAUGACAAACCCGAGAAAUUCGAGUCUUGCAACAACAGCGCUGCAGACUCGCCUCUUACGCCGACAACGAGAGCUGCGUCGAGCCCACAACGGGAUGAUGAGGAAGGACAUGCUGAUCUUGAGCACAGUGUGGAGGAGCUCUCCAUUGACGAUGUGUUGAAGCGAUCACAUGCUGAUGUCAACCUUCUUGCGCAGGCAUUGAAGAUACGGGCGGCUACCCAAGCUGCUCGCGAGCGCUUGGGGGCCCCUAUUGUCCCACCGGCAUUCCUUGAGAAGGAGGAGGAGGACGAAAGGAGGCACAGGGAAGCCUGCCAGUACCUCGAGGAGGAGAGACGUCGCAGCUGCUGCCCGCUGUUCUGUGCACUACGGCAGCAAGCGCGGCUCCUCUACGCCGUCUGCUUCUUGCCACGGCAGAUUGAGUUUGUGGUGUAA